CCAUCUCCUGCAGGGAUGCAGAGCCUCAUCCUGGGCAGGCAGCGCAGGAAUUCCAGGUGUGACCCCAAAAUCUGCGUGCAGCUGCCCUGGAAUCCCAGAUGUGGCCCCAAAAUCUGGAUACGAUGCUCGAGGGCUCCGCUCGCCGCCCGCGAUCCCUGCCCGCCCUGCCCCUGCCGUGAUCCCGACCCCGCCGCAGCCGCGCCCGCCAGGACCGCCGCGCCCGCCGGGCUCCGAUGGAAGGGGCGCCGGGCCCGAGCAGCGCCGCCGGCAGCGAGGGCGCCCCAUGAGCCCCCCCAGAUGAGCCAGGCAGGCAAGGGGGAGCCCCCCGGGGCCGGCAUGGCGCAGGAGGGGCCGCCCGCCUUCUACCCCGGCCAGGAGCUCGACCUGUCCACCAAGGUGUACAAGAGGGAGUCGGGGAGCCCCUUCUCGGUGCUGGUGGACAGCAAGGGCGGCAAGGGCCACCUCCACGAGAGGGAGGAGCAGCCGUUUUUCAGGGAGAGCAGAGCGGUAGGAGAGGUCCGGGCUGUGAAAGAAGACAGGGAAAACUCUGACGACUCUGAGGAGGAGGAAGAGGAGGAAGAUGAAGUGACUUACAAAAGGGAGCAGAUUAUAGUGGAGGUAAACCUUAACAACCAAACCUUAAAUGUGUCCAAAGGGGAGAAGGGUGUCCCCUCCCAGUCCAAAGAGACUGCUGUCCUUAAGAGCAGCAGUGAGGAAGAGGAGGGUGACAGUGGGGAAGAGGAGGCCACGGAGGACAGCAACGACUACGAGGAGAACGAGAGGCAGAAGAAAAAGGAGAAGAGAGUGGAGAAGGGCAGCGUCGGCCAGAGGAGGAGCAGGAGAGCCGCCGCGGCCGCCGCCGCCUCCCCGGCGCCCCGAGCCACGCGCGGCCGCAGGAAGGGCGCCGAGCCCCAGCGCAAGAAGAAAGCUGCCAAGGAGCCCAAGGCGCCCGUGCAGAAGCCCAAGUGCGAGGAGAAGGAGACUCUGACGUGCGAGAAGUGCCCCAGGGUGUUUAACACGCGCUGGUACCUGGAGAAGCACAUGAACGUCACGCACAGGCGCAUGCAGAUCUGCGACAAGUGCGGCAAGAAAUUUGUGCUGGAGAGCGAGCUGUCCCUCCACCAGCAAACUGACUGUGAAAAAAACAUCCAGUGCGUGUCCUGCAACAAAUCCUUCAAGAAGCUCUGGUCGCUGCACGAGCACAUCAAGAUCGUGCACGGCUACGCCGAGAAGAAAUUCUCCUGCGAGAUCUGCGAGAAGAAGUUCUACACCAUGGCCCACGUGCGCAAACACAUGGUUGCCCACACCAAGGACAUGCCCUUCACCUGCGAGACCUGCGGCAAGUCCUUCAAGCGCAGCAUGUCCCUCAAGGUGCACUCGCUGCAGCACUCGGGGGAGAAGCCCUUCCGCUGCGAGAACUGCGACGAGAGGUUCCAGUACAAGUACCAGCUGCGCUCACACAUGAGCAUCCACAUCGGGCACAAGCAGUUCAUGUGCCAGUGGUGUGGCAAGGACUUCAACAUGAAGCAGUACUUCGACGAGCACAUGAAAACCCACACUGGAGAGAAGCCGUUCAUCUGCGAGAUCUGCGGCAAGAGCUUCACCAGCCGGCCCGAAGAAGCCAGUACGGCCGGUGCGAGCCGUCGUUGGCGACCGUGCGACGUGUGCGGGCAGCGCUUCCGCUUCUCCAACAUGCUCAAGGCGCACAAGGAGAAAUGUUUCCGCGUCACCAGCCCCGGCACCAGCCCCGGCCCCGCCGGCGGCGCCGCGGCCGCUGCCCGCGCCCUGCCCGGCCCUCCGGCCGCGGGGCUGCGCGCUGGGCUGGCGGCGCCGGCGCCGCCGCGCCCCGUGCCGCACCCCUACGGAGCGCUGGCGCUGCCGCCGCCGCCGCACGGGCACCACCACCACCACGGGCAGCAGCAGCAGCAGCAGCACCUGCCCGUGCCCCCCGUGCCGCACCUGCCGCCGCCGCCGCCCGCCCUGUUCAACAAGAGCGAGCCGCUGAACCACCGCGGGCACGGCCACGGGCACGGGCACGGCUGGGGAGGGUUCCUGCGGCACCUGGACAAGGGCGGCCCCGCGCAGCCGCACUGACACCACCCGGCACCUGCAUCCAGGUUUGGGAGCUGG
This is a messenger RNA of Melospiza melodia melodia, 2130 nucleotides long. RefSeq names its product zinc finger protein 652 (gene ZNF652). NCBI's taxonomy places the organism in Eukaryota, Metazoa, Chordata, Aves, Passeriformes, Passerellidae. Gene Ontology annotation, molecular function: DNA-binding transcription factor activity, RNA polymerase II-specific. Gene Ontology annotation, cellular component: nucleus. Gene Ontology annotation, biological process: regulation of transcription by RNA polymerase II. The record is from RefSeq and is a predicted model, not a curated record.